Molecule: messenger RNA, 627 nt
Organism: Adineta ricciae
Lineage: Eukaryota; Metazoa; Rotifera; Eurotatoria; Adinetida; Adinetidae
Source: the annotation of a GenBank genome assembly
AUGGGUAAUAAACCUCCUGGUAAACUUCGACAAGCGGAUCUCGAUUAUUUCCGUCAUCUAACUACAUUUACUGAUACUGAAAUUCAAGACUGGUACAAAUGUUUUCAUAAGGAUUGUCCAAGUGGACAAUUAACAUCGGAUGAGUUUAAAAAAAUCUAUGCUCAAGUAUUUCCAGCAGGUAAUUCAUCAGCUUUUGCUGAACAUGUUUUUCGACGUUUUGAUGCUGAUCGUAAUCAACGAAUAUCAUUUCGAGAAUUUCUCACUGCAUUGAGUAUCACAUCAAAGGGAAAUCUCGAACAAAAAUUAAAUUGGGCGUUCGGUCUUUAUGAUACAAAUGGUGAUGGAUUUAUAACGAAAGAUGAAAUGCUCGAAAUUGUUACUGCAAUCUAUCAAAUGGUUGGAACUAUUAUGCAAAUGCCAGAAGAUGAGUCAACACCGGAAAAACGAACUGACAAGAUUUUCAACAUAUUUGAUACUGAUCAUGAUGGGAAAUUGACACGUGAAGAAUUUAUUGAAGGUGCUAAAUCAGAUCCAUCCAUUGCUCGUCUAUUACAAUGUGAUGCAUCAGUUGUUUCAAUACGUCCAUCAGAGAAUGCUUCUUCUUCGACAACGAAUCUACGUACAUAA